Messenger RNA from Ascoidea rubescens DSM 1968, 368 nucleotides. It is a transcript of the gene TOM7, whose product is annotated as Tom7p. NCBI's taxonomy places the organism in Eukaryota, Fungi, Ascomycota, Saccharomycetes, Ascoideales, Ascoideaceae. Gene Ontology annotation, cellular component: mitochondrial outer membrane translocase complex. The transcript has a single exon. Gene Ontology annotation, biological process: protein import into mitochondrial matrix. Bases 26 to 196 code for a protein of 56 amino acids. The record is from RefSeq and is a predicted model, not a curated record.
GAGAUUUCGAAUUAAUAUUAUAAAGAUGGCAUAUAAUUUUUCAGAAGAAUCCAAGGAACGUAUUAUUAAAGUGCUAGGAGCUACCAGAACGAUGGUACAUUAUACAUGGGUUCCAUUUAUUUUGUAUUUAGGAUGGAAAAGCACUAGUAAUAAACCCAAUUUAAUAUCAUUAUUUUCUCCAUUACCUUCAGCAUAAUUAGCGUUAGUUAGAACAGGAUGGUGGGAGGUGUGAUCAUCAUUAUUACAAUUAGGGAUAUGUGAUUUGGUUGAUAAUUUUAUAUUAUUUUUUAUCAUUUUAGUUGAUUCUAAUUUAUUUGUAUAUAGGAAAUUAUUAGUGGAUAAUAAAAAAUCAUUAAAUCCAAAGCGGA